AUGGAAAGGCCGUCGUUGAGUGUGCCGACAGUAUCGCUCUAUCUCCCGAUGGGGGCACCGAGCCAGAUACAUGCUUCGAUCAUAUCCGCGACCCCCAAUGAAACGGCAUACGCUCUUGGCUGUACCGAUAAUGCCACCACCUCUGGUUGUGGAUACAAUCCUCCGAUAACGGUUACAGAAGGAGAAAGUACCAUUAUCUUUACCAAUACCUAUGAGGGAGACCAAACGACAAUGACUGCCGAGCCAUUGACAAUGCAAUGCCAACUCGUCGGCGCCCACCUCUACGAUACUCCCAUGCAUGGAGCCACGUCUGCGGUCUGCACUGGAGCAUCGGCAAUCGCGGGCUUGGGUCGAGUCCAGUCAACUUCUACCCUGGCGAGCAGCGAGAUCAACUAUGUACCGGUCACCAUCACCGCUGGCGCUCAGAAGUUGGCUGCCGCAUCCACGAUGACCGUGGACCUGCCGACUGGCACAAGUACUGCUGGGGCUUCAGUGAUCACUGCUGCUGCCCGGCUGGGUCUGGGCGGCGCUGUAGCUAUGGCGGUCUUGGGCGUCGUAUGA
Messenger RNA from Zasmidium cellare ATCC 36951, 561 nucleotides. RefSeq lists its product as uncharacterized. The transcript has 3 exons. Bases 1 to 561 code for a protein of 186 amino acids. Lineage: Eukaryota; Fungi; Ascomycota; Dothideomycetes; Mycosphaerellales; Mycosphaerellaceae. The record is from RefSeq and is a predicted model, not a curated record.